Messenger RNA from Kwoniella shivajii, 1845 nucleotides. RefSeq lists its product as uncharacterized. The transcript has 8 exons. The coding region runs from base 1 to 1845 and encodes 614 amino acids. The record is from RefSeq and is a predicted model, not a curated record. Lineage: Eukaryota; Fungi; Basidiomycota; Tremellomycetes; Tremellales; Cryptococcaceae.
AUGCAAGUCGAAAGUGUGUCUCAAGGUUCCGCCUGGGACGAAGUCAGAAUUAUCACUCCUUCUCCUAUCCUUGGUUAUGGAUAUCCCGAAGAAGACUUGUGGAGAGGUGUGGAGGAAUUCAAUGCGGAUGCAAUCAUUGUUGAUGCUGGCAGUACGGACGGAGGUCCCGACGACCUUGCACUAAAUCAUACCGUUGUCUCAAAGGAAAUGUACGAGCGAGACUUGGCUCCAAUGAUUGAUGCGGUUUACACGCGUGGUCUGAAAUUGCUCAUUUCCUCCGCUGGUGGAGCUGGACCGAAAGCCCACGUUGAUUUCUUGAAAGAGAUCAUCACCGAUCUCAUAAAUCGCAAGAAAUACACAUUGAAGGUCGCGACUAUCUAUACCGAUGUAUCUAAAGAAACUGUCCUGCAAAAACUCAAAGAUGGAAAGAUUUCACCUUGUGGCGAAAUCCCUCAAUUGAAGGCGGAAGACGUGGAAAAGACCGAUGCUAUUGUAGCUCAGGUAGGACAUGAGCCCUUCUUAAAGGCCCUUCGUGAGGAUCCUGAUAUUAUCAUUGGCGGUCGAGCAUAUGACCCUGCACCUUUUAUCGCGUAUUGCCUUCAUCGUUUAGGAAAAGUAUCUCAUCCCACUGCAUGGCACAUGGGAAAGAUCAUGGAAUGUGGAGGUAUUUGUGCCAUACCCAAAGGAAAAGUGAUCCUGGCUACGGUCAAAGCAGAUAACUUUGAGCUUCUGCCCAUGGCUCCUAAUACACGCUGCACCGAGCUAUCCGUCGCUGCUCAUACUUUGUACGAAAAGACUCGGCCGGAUUUGCUAGCUGGUCCGGGAGGAAUACUCAAUAUUUCGGAAGCGAAAUAUCAACAGAUAUCUGCUCGCGGGGUGCGAGUUUCAGGAGCUGUUAUCGAACGCAGACCUACCGCUUUCAAGCUGGAAGGUGCACGUCAAGUUGGAUUCAAGACAGUCUUCCUCGGUGGGAUCCGUGAUACCAUUUUGAUCAAUUGCAUUGAAGAAUUCACUAAGAAGACCUGGGAUCUGACAGCUCGGAUGUUCCCUGUUCUCAAAUCUGAUCCAGAAGUUCAUCAAUUACAGUGGAAAUUUUACGGGAAAAACGCUGUCAUGGCGCAUCUGGAACCUUGUUCACCUGAACAUGUACAUGAGAUCGGUCUUUAUGGGGAAGUACUGGCACCAACUCAACGCUUGGCAAAUGCUAUUGCAAACUGUGCGCGAGUUGGUAUCCUUCAUGGUGCAUAUGAAGGUCAGGUGGCGACUGCCGGUAACUUUGCCAGUCCUGGUACUCCUCUUGAGCUCGCCGCUGGCCCAGCUUGCGAGUUCACUAUCUACCAUCUUAUGGAUGUAGAAGAUCCUGAAGACUUCCCGGUUGAUCACUUUGUUGUUGGAGAUGGCUCAGUUAAAAGACCUACCAGACCAAUCAAGACACAUGAUAUCAACGGGCAACAAACUAAGGAACUCAUCCCUCUUAAUCCUGAUCCAGCAAUCAAUACCCAUCUUUACGGAGGUAAACCUUUCUACCUUCCCGAUCUUGCCCGUGUUGUACGUUCGAAAAACUCCGGACCAUACGAGAUUACCUUCGAUGUCAUGUUUGCUACGCCUGAAGAUUACGAAUUCGUCAAAAAGCUUGAUGUACUGAAUAAGGACUUUGUCAAGAAAUCCUGGAAAGCUGAGGGUGAUGAAAUUCUUGCACUCAUGUGGUUCAGACCUGCUUUGGCCUGGAAGUGUACAAUUAAGCGAAGUUGGGAUCAAGGAAGUUUCGGGGAAAGAGAUACGUUUGGAACUGCUCAGCACGCUCCAUUGAUGAUGUUGAGACUGGGCAACGGGUUGCCAAAUUGA